GAUGCAAGUUGAUAGUGAAAAUUUCAUCGACAGUUCGAAUAAUCCUCAUUUAAUAGGAAAUAGAUAUGUAAACCUAUAAUUAACAUAAGUGUAUGAGGAGUAGAAGAAGGAAGAUUUAUGAUGAUGGAGAUUUUAAAGAAGUAGUCAAGAAUUUUUACGCCUUGAUAUCUGAGAUAAAUAAAAGUACUUUAUAUAUACUAUAAAAUAUCUAAGUUGCUAAUAAGAAAAUUCAAAAAACAGCACCUCUAAAAAAUAAAUAAUAAAACAAUGUUUAAAACAAAAAGCCUCUAUAGAAAAAACCUUAAUCUUAAGAUUUAAAGAAAACAGAUCUCUACAAUUUUAAAAAAGAGCCAAUAUAUUCUUAAGUUGCUUUUUAAGCUCAACCCUAUUUUAAUCAUCAGUAAUUUUAAUAGUUUUCCCAUAAUUAUAUGAACCCAUAUUAUAAUACUACACCAACAUAAUUAGUAUAAAUUAUAGAUAAAUCUAGUAAAUAAUUUCUAGAAAUUAACUUAACAAUGGAUAAUUAAAAAGAAAUUCAUUUCACAUUGCGAUAUCAUAUUUCAUAUAUAUCCAAUCUAAUGGCUAAGAACAGUAUGAAAGUAGAGAUCCUACAAUGAAUGCCAAAAGAAAAAUGAAAGAAACUAAUUCAGAUGUUAUAAAGGUAUUAAUUUCAAAGAUAUUUUGUUAUUUUUAGUAAUUAGAUAAUUUUGUUAUGAAUGAAAGACAACCUCCAUUAUAAUAACGUACACAUUAAUAAAAUAACUAAGAGGAAUUAAAAGAAGAUAAAAUAGAAUAGAACAAUUUGAAUUGA
Messenger RNA from Paramecium pentaurelia, 811 nucleotides. The record is from the annotation of a GenBank genome assembly. Lineage: Eukaryota; Ciliophora; Oligohymenophorea; Peniculida; Parameciidae.